Molecule: messenger RNA, 1677 nt
Organism: Lodderomyces orthopsilosis Co 90-125
Lineage: Eukaryota; Fungi; Ascomycota; Pichiomycetes; Serinales; Debaryomycetaceae
Exons: 1
Coding region: 1-1677 (558 amino acids)
Cellular component (GO): lipid droplet
Source: RefSeq, a predicted model, not a curated record
AUGCCCCAGUCAUGUAGAGCUUUUAAAAGGGGAGGGAAAAAAAAAAAACUCCAAGACUUCUUGGGCCUAUCACUGCAUAAUCAUCCAUUCAUAAUGGCACACGAACAAUCAAAGAUAGCUGCUGUAUUCUUUUCGGAGUUUGAUAUGAAAUCAGGGUAUAAGCUCUUGUGGUCAAAUACCAUGAAAGAUAUCUCACUCGAAGGGAUUGAGUAUAAAUCGUUUCCUAGUGGGAUUCAUGAUUUGCAAGAAGCCACUGUUUUUCUCAGCCAUGAAUCAAACAACAAACUCCUCUAUGGAUUGAGCUGCUUUAAACAAUUUGCUAUUGAUCAAAGCAAAACAGAUGAUCGAGAUAAUUUGAAAAUGUACUCAGUUGGGAUUAUUUGUGAGCCAAAGCAAAGUGACUGGAAACCAAACGAAUUUAUCAACAACGGAUGGGAAUAUAUUGAAGACUUGAAGAGUGCAUUGGACACUAUAGAGGCCGACACUAUAAGGAAUAGCGAAUCGGGCAUUGAAACUAAUCUUGAUUUGACUAAAAUUGGAAAAAACUUGCAACAAAUAGGAUCAGGUAAGUCCAGCUUGAACAUUCCUGGUACCGAACCAAGCAAAGGUAAACACUUACUACUAAAUCUACCCCAGAUGUUUGAAACUUUGGGACCCCUUGUGUUUGCCAUUUACAAACAAAGUCUUUUACGAAAGAACAUUUUACUCUUCAACGAAGUACAUUUGAAUAGUGAAGAGGGUGCAACAAAGAAAGACAACUAUAGUCUACUUUCUUCUUUCAGUUAUUUAAUUUCCGUUCUAUCUGUGGUCCCAAAGAGUGCAAAAUUGCCAAGCCCAGGGUUGUACUCCCAGCAACCGUUAUAUAACAUUGGCUUGAAUGAGCUUUCUUCGAAAUUACUCCAACAAUUUCAAAAAUCAGAAAAUGGGUACAUUGCGGUCACCAGUGACGAAAUAUUGAAGGACCAUCCAAUUUACGAUGUUGGCGUUGAAAUAAGUGAUACAAUUAAGGUUUUUAAUCGAGACAAAACUGGCAUCAAAGCCACAAUACGCGACUAUCACAAAUUUCAGGUGCUCUACUCAGACCUUGUUACGGAAAAUUUAAGUUUCACCAACAAUUCAAAUGUAUCCACAGAUGAUUUAAAUUCAGUCACAUCAAGGACUGGCAACGAUGAAAACUCCAUACAAUCCUCUCACGUUGCAGCCAAGAUGUAUGCAGAUAUUUCCCCUAGAAUAGAUAAUGAACCUCAGUGGUGGCAGCACGACGCCGUUGAACCUGUCUCGUGGACAGAAUCGAUUUGGUCUGCUUUCUCAUGGUUUGCAUCUGCCGGUCAACAACUCAACAUUGAAGAAGAGUCUCCCGAUGUAAAGUUGAACAAACAAAUUGAUUUGCUUGAUCUUUUGCAUGUUGUGGGAUAUUUCCAUCAAUUGACGUCAAAGUGGCUCAACUAUGUUGAUGAGGCUAUAAAUGAAGAGUAUCAAAACAAUUAUGAUUCUGAAGACGAGCAACUAAUUAACAAAAUAGGACUUCGUCUAUCGUACCAGGAUAUGAUUGAUAUGGAAUUGGAUCCUUAUAGCCAACAAGAUGUUCAAUUCUUGAAGGAAUUUGUCAUGAUGUAUUAUCAAGACAGAGUUGAAAGUGUGGAGGUGGGUUACAAUUUGGGUAACAUUUGCUGUUAG